Messenger RNA from Phycomyces blakesleeanus NRRL 1555(-), 477 nucleotides. It is a transcript of the gene RIP1, whose product is annotated as ubiquinol-cytochrome c reductase iron-sulfur subunit RIP1. Gene Ontology annotation, biological process: mitochondrial electron transport, ubiquinol to cytochrome c. Gene Ontology annotation, molecular function: 2 iron, 2 sulfur cluster binding; quinol-cytochrome-c reductase activity. The coding region runs from base 1 to 477 and encodes 158 amino acids. The record is from RefSeq and is a predicted model, not a curated record. The transcript has 3 exons. Gene Ontology annotation, cellular component: membrane. NCBI's taxonomy places the organism in Eukaryota, Fungi, Mucoromycota, Mucoromycetes, Mucorales, Phycomycetaceae.
AUGCUCAUCGGUACCACCGGUCUUUUGUCUGCUGCUGGUGCUCAGGCUACCGUUAGUGAUUUCCUUGCCAACAUGUCUGCAUCUGCUGAUGUCUUGGCUCUUGCCAAGGCUGAAGUCGAACUUGCCUCUAUUCCCGAGGGCAAGAACGUCACAAUCAAGUGGAGAGGAAAGCCUGUCUUUAUUCGUCAUCGUACCCAAGAGGAGAUUGCCGAAGCCAACACUGUCAAUGUCAAGGACUUGCGUGAUCCCGAACAGGAUUCUGACCGUGUCAAGAACCCUGAAUGGCUCGUCAUGCUGGGUGUCUGCACCCAUUUGGGUUGUGUACCCAUUGGUGAAGCUGGUGACUUUGGUGGAUGGUACUGCCCUUGCCACGGUUCUCACUACGAUAUCUCUGGUCGUAUCCGUCAGGGUCCUGCCCCUCUCAACCUUGAAAUUCCUGAAUACAACUUCCAGGAUGACAAGCUUAUCAUCGGUUAG